GUGGUCGUAAAGGAAGGAAUAUGGUUACUAACAUUGACGCAUUCAUACCCGCUCAAAUUCACCACCAACAUCAACAUAUGAAAUAGAUAUAUAAGAUGAGUUAUAAAGAAACGGUAGAGGAAACGGUUCCUUUAUCAUCUGAAAUUUCCCUUAAUCCCGAAGAGAAUUAUAAUAGAUGUCUUUGGGAACGUCUUCGUAAAAGAAAUGAAGGUUUGUCAGUUUUCUGGGAGAAGUUUAUUCGUUUAAAUUCAAUUGUUAUGGUUUAUUCUUAUAUAUGCUACUUUGCAAUUAAAGACAAAGAUACCAGUGUUCGUGGUAGUUUCGCAUCUUACACGAUUAUUCCCAGCUCAAUUUUUGCUUUAAUUUGCCUUCUUGCAAUUUACGCCUACUUCCGACCCAUUGUUGUCGAUAUCGAUGUGGAUUCUAUUCCUAUGGAAGAAUUACCAAGAAAGGAUGAUGGUAGAGAAUAGCCAACCCACGAGCAUGGUUAGUACCGAAGGUAGUAAUUUGCACAGAGAGUAGGUAAUUUGAUUCCAAAGACUAUCUGUUUGAGCCCCGUUCAAGACUCGAAAAUAAAUCCUAGUGAGAGGUCCUGAAGUGAACAGUAAGGAUAUUGCAUUACAGGAGAAUUGUACAUAAGUACUUCUCAUGUCGAUUCAGGAUUAAAACUGAUGGACGAAUAAAACAUACGUAUCAUUCUGUUUAAGCCAAUUGUGUACUAUAACCUUUUGCCAAAUAGCUAUUUCUGAAAACGAGGUUCUUUUAUGAUGUCCAGGUUGCAUUCUAGCAGAGAAAGAACUAUUCUACUCACACUUUCAUGUUAUCUAAAGACGAUUUUUCCCUUUUUUCUCCUUGCGUACACCUAUCCUUUUCUGUCGCUUAUAAUACAAUCCACCAAACACAGAUGCUACUAAGUAGGAUUUACGAAAUAAAGGAUAUUUUGGUCAUAACCGGCGACGUUUUCCAUUGACAAAAGAAAUAAAGUUUAACUGUAUUCUACGGGUUUAUUUUCUAUUCAAUAGACAAACUUGGGUUUCUUGUCUUUAUGCAAAUCCCUUUGGACUAAAGUGUCAUAGUACCUUUCCAUUUUUGUGCUCGAGUCUAAAUUGGUUCUCUACUGAAGAGAACUUUUACUGAUUUCAAUGAUUAAAUUCCACAUAAUUAUUCUGGAUAACUUUGAAAGUGAUCGAUCGUGAUCGGAUUUUGUGAACAGACUGUAGGGAAAUUGGAUCCUAUUUGAUCAUCAACAAAAAUAGAAUAUCUUGUAUUUACGACUUGCUAUUUGGAUGAAUUUCAAAUCCUAAAUAUAAGAAUGGUAAAAAAUUAUAUAUUUUUCUUCUUGAUGCCUUUAAAGUUUUGCUAGCCAAACGAAUAAUUCGGUUUUGCUUUUGUAAAUUUCUUUGCAUUUAGUAGUUGAUUCAGCCUGGAAGGUUGUACAGACUCAAAACAAUAAUUCAAUAGUUUCAUCACGUUGAAUCCAGUCUCUGGAUCUUAUUUUAACAUAUUGUGAGGAAUAUUCUGC
Messenger RNA from Schizosaccharomyces octosporus yFS286, 1522 nucleotides. RefSeq lists its product as uncharacterized. Lineage: Eukaryota; Fungi; Ascomycota; Schizosaccharomycetes; Schizosaccharomycetales; Schizosaccharomycetaceae. The record is from RefSeq and is a predicted model, not a curated record. Bases 96 to 470 code for a protein of 124 amino acids. The transcript has a single exon.